UGCUGCAUGAAUUGAAGCUUGGUAAGAAGUUUCUGGUCAUUGAUACUGAAUUUGCUGGGAAACUUCUUGAUACUGGUCUUGUUGGAGCUGCGAAGCUUCUUGGUACUGGUCUUGUUAGAGUUGCGAAGCUUCUUGGUACUGGUCUUGCUAGAGCUGAGAAGUUUCUUGAUACUGGUCUUGCUAGAGCUGAGAAUCUCCUUAGUACUGGUCUUGCUCAG
Messenger RNA from Racocetra persica, 218 nucleotides. The record is from the annotation of a GenBank genome assembly. NCBI's taxonomy places the organism in Eukaryota, Fungi, Glomeromycota, Glomeromycetes, Diversisporales, Gigasporaceae.